UUAUUGAUGAGGCAAGGGGAGAGUGAAAAGGAAAUCUGGUAUGGUCUUUGGUGGUGUCUGGCAAAUGAAAAACCACUUUUCCAGAAUAUUGAAGUUGAUGAUUAUAUGUAUUUAUAUUUGUAAUGCUAAUUGAGAAAUUCACCUUUAGGCUAUAAGACUUGAAGUGGGUAUUUGAAGAAACCACCAUUGUUGCUCAAGUGAAGCUGCUUUUAUAGUAGUUGAGGUUAUCUGCUCCAGUGCAGCAGCACCCAAAUAUCUGCAAUGAGAAAGAAGUUAGCUUCAGUGCUUCUUUUGUCUCUUGUUACAGUGGUUUUUAGCACCACUGACUCUGGUGACCUUGAUGUUUUAAUGCAAUUCAGAGAUGAACUUGAUAAUCCGGAGCUCUUGAAAUGGCCCGAAAAGGGUGGUGAUCCUUGUGGUCCUCCAAGCUGGAACCACAUCUAUUGUGAGAAUUCCAGGGUUACUCAGAUUCAGGCUCAAGGUAUGGGGUUGAAGGGUACUUUGCCUCAAAACUUGAACAAACUCUCCAUGCUCAAGAACAUUGGUCUCCAAAGGAACCAGUUGAGCGGAAAGUUGCCAUCUUUUUCUGGUUUAUCUAAUUUGCGGUAUGCUUAUUUGGAUUACAACAAUUUUGAUUCUAUUCCAUCUGAUUUCCUUGAUGGUUUAGAUAAUCUGGAAGUCUUGGCAUUGGAUGCCAACAAUUUUAAUGCUAGUACAGGCUGGUCAUUCCCUAAGGCUUUGGAAAAUUCUGCUCAAUUGACCAAUCUUUCUUGUAUGAACUGUAAUUUGAUCGGGCCAUUGCCAGAUUUCCUUGGUUCCAUGCCUUCCUUGACAAACUUGAUGCUUUCUGGUAAUAGGUUGUCUGGUGAAAUUCAGGGAACUUUCAAUGGCAGUGCUUUACAGAUGCUUUGGCUGAAUAAUCAACUGCAUGGAGGGAUGACUGGUCCAAUCGAUGUUGUGGCAACAAUGGAGUCCCUCACAGUUUUAUGGCUGCACGGGAACCACUUCACUGGAACAAUCCCAGAGAGUAUUGGUAAGUUAACUCUCUUGAAGGAUCUCAAUCUUAAUAGUAACAAACUUGUUGGCCUAAUUCCUAUUAGUUUAGCAAAUAUGAGACUGCAAAACUUAGAUUUAAACAAUAAUCACUUGAUGGGUCCAAUUCCAAUGUUCAAAGCAUCAAAGGUAACUUUUGCUUCAAACAAGUUCUGUCAAGCCACUCAGGGGCUUCUUUGCUCCCCAGAAGUUAUGGCACUUAUAGAGUUUCUUGGAGUGGUGAAUUACCCUUCCAAGCUUGUAUCCUCCUGGUCUGGUAAUGAGCCCUGCAACUGGUUGGGAAUUAGAUGCAAUAGUGGGAAGGUUUCAGUCAUAAAUUUGCCCCAUUAUAAUCUCUCUGGUUGUUUGAGUCCUUCAGUUGCAAAGCUGGACUCCCUUUCUCAAAUCAGGCUUCAAUCUAACAAUCUAAGUGGUCCCAUUCCAAAUAACUGGACUAGCUUGAAAUCCCUAGAAACUCUGGAUCUCAGUGGCAAUAACAUAUCUGGUCCUUUACCAAAAUUUAGUAGAACUGUGAAGCUUGUCGUAACUGGUAAUCCUUUAUUGAACGGUGAUAAGACAGACCAUACCAAAGGGGCUAAUAUUCCACCUGAGAGUUCAGAUUCUCCACCCAAUAUCCCUACUACGUCAUCACAAGAUUCAGAUCCGGGUUCCCCUGCCACUAACUCUUCUCUGAAAUCAACAAAAACAAAAGGUUUCAAAAGAAACACAUUUGUUUUGAUCAUGGCUCCUGUUGCAAGUUUUGCACUUGUUGCAUUUCUUGUCAUUCCUCUAUCCAUCUACUUUUAUAAGAAGAGAAAAGACAGUAAUUUGUCUUCAACUUCCCAGGUAAUCCCUCCCAGGGAUCCAUCUGAUCCAGAUAAUAUGGUUAAGGUUGUUGUUGCUGCCAAUAACACCAAUGGAAACACUUCUACCCUAACAGGGAGUGGCUCUGCAAGCAGAAAUAGUAGUAGCAUUGGGGAGUCUCAUGUUAUUGAAGCUGGAAAUUUGGUCAUAUCAGUUCAAGUUCUUCGGAAUGUAACAAAAAAUUUUGCAGGACAGAAAGAGCUCGGCCGUGGUGGCUUUGGUGUAGUUUAUAAAGGGGAACUAGAUGAUGGAACACAAAUUGCAGUUAAAAGAAUGGAGGCUGGUGUGAUUACAAACAAGGCUUUGGAUGAAUUCCAGGCUGAAAUUGCAGUCCUUUCAAAGGUUCGGCACCGCCAUUUGGUAUCUCUUUUGGGUUAUUCCAUUGAAGGCAAUGAGAGAAUUCUUGUUUAUGAAUAUAUGUCUCAAGGUGCUCUUAGCAAGCAUCUUUUCCAUUGGAAGAGCCUGAAAUUAGAGCCUCUAUCUUGGAAGAGACGGCUAAAUAUCGCCUUGGAUGUAGCCAGAGGAAUGGAGUAUCUUCACACCCUGGGUCAUCAAAGCUUCAUACAUAGAGAUCUUAAGUCUUCAAAUAUUUUACUUGGUGAUGAUUUCAGAGCAAAAGUUUCAGACUUUGGUUUAGUCAAACUUGCUCCUAACGGGGAGAAAUCUGUUGUGACCAGGCUUGCUGGGACUUUUGGUUACUUAGCACCAGAAUAUGCAGUUACAGGAAAAAUCACCACCAAAGCCGAUGUUUUUAGUUUUGGUGUCGUGCUGAUGGAACUUCUGACUGGAUUGACUGCACUUGAUGAGGAUAGGCCUGAAGAGACCCAGUACUUAGCUGCAUGGUUCUGGCAUAUCAAACCAGACAAGGAGAAAUUAAGGGCUGCUAUCGACCCAUCUCUCGAUGUAAAGGAUGAAACAUUUGAGAGUGUCUCCAUCAUUGCUGAACUUGCUGGACAUUGCACUGCAAGGGAACCCAGCCAACGGCCAGACAUGGGGCAUGCUGUGAAUGUAUUGGCUCCACUUGUUGAAAAAUGGAAACCACUGGAUGAUGAUAAUGAUGAUUAUUGUGCCAUUGAUUACAGCCUUCCUCUUAAUCAGAUGGUGAAAGACUGGCAGGAAGCUGAAGGAAAAGAUUUUAGUUAUUUGGACCUAGAAGACAGCAAAGGUAGUAUCCCGGCUCGGCCUACUGGUUUUGCAGAGUCAUUCAAUUCUGCCGAUGGUCGAUAAAAAAGAGGUACUUCGUUGCAUUUCUUUGAAUUCCUUGUUGUUAUAAAUAGUAGUUUGUGUUCUAUCUAUUUGAGAAUUCAAUGUUGAUAUAUAUUUCCGCAUUAAAUAUAGUCGUUUGUAAUAUUUUGCUGCUUAUGAUGGUGUAAGUUGCUUUGAUUAAUUUUAUGGGCAGAGACGUCUUGUUAGCCAA
Messenger RNA from Gossypium raimondii (Peruvian cotton), 3313 nucleotides. Its product is annotated as receptor-like kinase TMK3. Gene Ontology annotation, molecular function: protein kinase activity; protein binding; ATP binding. The coding region runs from base 262 to 3123 and encodes 953 amino acids. Lineage: Eukaryota; Viridiplantae; Streptophyta; Magnoliopsida; Malvales; Malvaceae. Gene Ontology annotation, biological process: protein phosphorylation. The record is from RefSeq and is a predicted model, not a curated record. The transcript has 3 exons.